Molecule: messenger RNA, 1117 nt
Organism: Mauremys mutica (yellowpond turtle)
Lineage: Eukaryota; Metazoa; Chordata; Testudines; Geoemydidae
Product: M-phase inducer phosphatase 3-like
Exons: 5
Coding region: 1-639 (212 amino acids)
Biological process (GO): G2/M transition of mitotic cell cycle; positive regulation of G2/MI transition of meiotic cell cycle; protein dephosphorylation
Cellular component (GO): nucleus; cytoplasm
Molecular function (GO): protein tyrosine phosphatase activity
Source: RefSeq, a predicted model, not a curated record
AUGGAGUACACCCCCUCGCACCCCGCCAUGCGACCCUGCACCUUCAGCACGUUGGCCAGCAUGAAUAAACCCAUAACAUGGGCCCAGCGCCUGACGCCAGGGGCCCUGGUGGCUUCCCUGCUGUGCGGCCAGCUGGCUGGGGUGGUGGAGGAGUACGUGGUGGUGGACUGUCGCUAUCCCUAUGAAUACGCUGGGGGACACAUAAAGGGCGCCCUGAAUCUGUACCGAGAAGAGCAGCUGGCGAGGUGGUUCCUGCCGGAUCCCUUGGGCACGACCCCAUGCCCCCGCAGCCGUGUCCUGAUCUUCCACUGCGAGUUCUCCUCUGAGAGAGGCCCCCGACUGUGCCGCAGCCUGAGGAGAAUGGACCGAGAUGCCAAUCGGUACCCAGAGCUCUGGUACCCAGAGCUGUAUGUGCUACGUGGCGGCUACAAGGAGUUUUACCAGCAUUUCCAGGGUCUCUGCGAGCCCCAGAGCUAUGUCCACAUGCGACACAAGGACUUCCGAGCCGAGCUUAGGAACUACCAGCGGAGGAAACAGCCUUGGAGUCUGCGCAGGAUCCGCAAAGAGCUUUUCAAGCCCCUGUCCCCAGGGACUCCCUUCCCAGAGCCCAUCCCUGACUCACAGCGAGGGACCCACUAGCCCCAUUCCUUGCCUCUGAAAUGGAGCUGCCCCUUUCCCAUUUGGCAAGUCAGACCUUCCCCUGCUGGCUGCCUCUGGAGCUCCAGCACCCCAGCUGUAAUUUAAAACUCUAACCAUUAUGGUUGCAAAGAAAACAUUCAAAAUAUGGCUCUGUGAAUGAACCUGAUGCAGUGACGUCUUCCUGAGUCUGCAGGCAGCCUGAAAUGAUAGCUCUGUGAGGUUGAACUGCUCCAUUCAGCUCGCUGGAUGUUGACUUGAUGUCAGCGUUGUUCACGUUUUCAUUUCGGACCCAGAGACACAGGACAGAGGAAGAGCCGUAAUUUCAUGGAGACUUGCGCAAUUUGCCUUUAUUGGUGUCACAUUUUCGUUCCUCAAAAGGGUGGAGUUUGGACUGUGGGUGGAGCUUGGGUGCACAUCACUCCUUCCCCCUCCAACUGACCUCAGCCCCUGCCCCAGGGCAGUGACUGACAGGAGCUUC